Molecule: messenger RNA, 1523 nt
Organism: Mustela lutreola (European mink)
Lineage: Eukaryota; Metazoa; Chordata; Mammalia; Carnivora; Mustelidae
Gene: NME9
Product: NME/NM23 family member 9
Exons: 13
Coding region: 248-1306 (352 amino acids)
Biological process (GO): UTP biosynthetic process; CTP biosynthetic process; GTP biosynthetic process
Molecular function (GO): nucleoside diphosphate kinase activity
Source: RefSeq, a predicted model, not a curated record
CGCUGUGUUGCCCUGACGACCGUGGGUCGCUGCAGAAUAGACUGGAAACUCGCUGCACUUUGAGGACCGUGGAUCUGUCGAGGGAUCGAACGCGGUGGCUCAGUUUCCUAGGAAUAUAUUGCAACAGGACGGGGGCUUUGUCUGAAGGAGGCUCUGGAUUUGCUGGUCUUUGCAGCGGUUUGUCUCCACGCUGCUGUUGGGAACAGCCCCAGUCAGAAGUUAACAGGGCUUCUGUCUUUGCAGAGCCAUGGGCAGCAAGAAGAAGGAAAUUGCCCUGCAGGUUAACAUCAGCACCCAGGAGCUGUGGGAGGAAAUGCUCAGUUCCAAAGGACUAACUGUUGUCGAUGUCUACCAAGGCUGGUGUGGGCCCUGCAAACCCAUGGUAAGCCUCUUCCAGAAGAUGAGGAUCGAGGCCGGCCUGGACCUUCUGCAUUUUGCAUUAGCAGAAGCAGAUUGUCUUGAUGUCCUUGAAAAAUACCGUGGGAAGUGUGAGCCGACCUUUCUGUUUUAUGCAGGUGGAGAGCUGGUGGCUUUGGUUAGAGGCGCCAAUGCCCCACUGCUGCAGAAAACCAUCCGAGAGCAGCUGGAGGCUGAAAAGAAAGUUCUGGCCGAAGGCUGUGAGCGCAAAGUGAUUAGAGAUGAGCCUCUGUCGGAUGAAGACGGAUGCCUCUCCCACGACAAGGACAUUGGUGACGACGAGGACGUGGGUGAGUGCAGAACCAGUCAGCAAGCUUCAUCAGGGAAGACCUGCACCUUGGCCAUCAUUAAGCCAGAUGCAGUGGUCCAUGGAAAGACUGAUGAGAUUAUUAUGAAGAUCCACGAAGCCGGUUUUGACAUUUUAGCAAAUGAAGAGAGAACCAUGACAGAAGCAGAAAUGCGGCUUUUCUAUCAGCACAAAGCUGGAGAGGAGGCAUUUGAGAAGCUGGUUCACCACAUGUGCAGUGGACCGAGCCACCUCCUGAUCCUCACCAGGCCUGAUCCUGAGGGCACUGAGGACGUGAUCACUGCCUGGCGAACGCUCAUGGGGCCCUGUGACCCUGAUGUAGCAAGGAGGGAGCAGCCUGACAGUCUCCGAGCUCAGUUUGGCACAGAAAUGCCCUUCAAUGCAGUCCACGGAAGCCAGGACAGAGAGGACGCCAGCCGAGAACUGGCGUUGCUCUUCCCCACAUUUAAGUUUUCAGAUGAACUUCUAGAAGCUUCUUUAUCUAAACACUUUUCCACAAAAGAAACACUAGGUUCCAGAUGGCUUCACUUGUACGUUCUACCAAAAUUUAAGAAAGAAUACCAAUGCUUCACAAAUUCUUAGAGAAAACUGAGGAGGAAUGCCUUCACCUCAUGUCCCAAGGCCGAGUAGAGAGGAGAUUUCUAAGAAGUCCCAAUGUCUUCAUCAGCACAUUCAAAUCUGAAUCUGAUAAUAACCGGAAUAGCUGUUCAGUACUCAAGCUUCGUAAAAUAUCGGCUUUUAUUUUUUGUUCAGCCUGAAAUGCCAUAUUCUGAAAGGAUUAAAGAAGUUUCAAAAAUCA